Molecule: messenger RNA, 294 nt
Organism: Lolium rigidum
Lineage: Eukaryota; Viridiplantae; Streptophyta; Magnoliopsida; Poales; Poaceae
Exons: 1
Coding region: 1-294 (97 amino acids)
Source: RefSeq, a predicted model, not a curated record
AUGUGCGACGGGCAGGGCUGCAGGCGCGAGUCCACCGUCCGCGCCACGCUGCGCGGCGGCGGCGGCGCCAAGCUGGGCGACCGGCGGCAGCCAGCAGCCGCGUGCGCCGGCCAGCAUGGCGCAACGACGACGGCUGACAAGACCCAGCCAGCGAAACUAGCAAGCACGUUGUUGAAGGCGGAGCCGGAGAGGGAGCGGGAGGUGCCGCGGCGGACGGCCGGAGCACAGGCGGAGGCCGCCGGGAUCGACAGGAGGGAGAUGCUGCUGCACCUGCUCCUCUGGGGGCCGAACUGA